Molecule: messenger RNA, 1575 nt
Organism: Kluyveromyces marxianus DMKU3-1042
Lineage: Eukaryota; Fungi; Ascomycota; Saccharomycetes; Saccharomycetales; Saccharomycetaceae
Gene: GCD11
Product: translation initiation factor eIF2 subunit gamma
Exons: 1
Coding region: 1-1575 (524 amino acids)
Biological process (GO): positive regulation of translational fidelity; formation of translation preinitiation complex
Cellular component (GO): eukaryotic translation initiation factor 2 complex; cytosol
Molecular function (GO): GTPase activity; translation initiation factor activity; GTP binding
Source: RefSeq, a predicted model, not a curated record
AUGUCUGAUUUGCAAAGUCAAGAGCCAAGCAUUGUUAUCAAUGGGGAUAUCCAAGAGGAACCAAUGGAUAACUAUGAACAAGAAUUUGGAAAUGAAGGUGAAGACCAAAUCACCGACGAAGUGAAGCCUAAGAAGACUGUUACUUUCAGUGGUGUCGAUGAUGCUGAAGCUGAAGAAGAACGUAGAAAAAAGGAAUUCGAAGAAGGUGGUGGUCUUCCUGAGCAACCUACCAACCCUGACUUCUCUAAGUUGAACCCUCUAUCACCAGAAAUUAUUAACAGACAAGCCACUAUUAACAUUGGUACCAUUGGUCAUGUCGCUCAUGGUAAGUCUACUGUCGUUAGAGCUAUUUCCGGUGUGCAAACCGUUCGUUUCAAGGAUGAAUUAGAACGUAAUAUUACCAUCAAGUUGGGUUACGCUAACGCUAAGAUUUACAAGCUUGAUGAUCCAAACUGUCCUGAACCAGACUGUUAUAAGUCCUUUAGAUCUGAUAAAGAAGUUGAGCCAAAGUGUGAUCUACCAGGUUACAGCGGUCGUUAUAAGCUAGUUCGUCAUGUUUCAUUCGUUGAUUGUCCAGGGCACGAUAUUUUAAUGUCUACCAUGUUGUCAGGUGCCGCAGUUAUGGAUGCUGCUCUAUUAUUGAUUGCUGGUAAUGAAUCAUGUCCUCAACCACAAACUUCCGAACAUUUAGCUGCUAUUGAAAUCAUGAAGUUGAAGCACGUCAUUAUUCUUCAAAACAAGGUGGAUCUAAUGAGAGAAGACUCCGCUCUAGAGCAUCAAAAAUCUAUUUUGAAGUUUAUCAGAGGUACUAUUGCCGAUGGUGCACCAAUUGUUCCAAUUUCUGCUCAAUUGAAGUACAAUAUUGAUGCCGUUAACGAAUUUAUCGUUAAGAGUAUCCCAGUUCCACAAAGAGACUUCUUAGCAUCUCCAAGAUUGAUCGUCAUCCGUUCUUUUGACGUCAACAAGCCAGGUGCAGAAAUUGAUGAUUUGAAGGGUGGUGUCGCAGGUGGUUCUAUCUUGACUGGUGUUUUCAAACUAGGUGACGAAAUCGAAAUUAGACCAGGUAUAGUUACUAAGGACGAUCAAGGUAAGAUACAAUGUAAACCUAUCUUCUCCAACAUUGUCUCUCUAUUCGCAGAACACAAUGAUCUAAAAUUUGCAGUUCCAGGUGGUUUAAUUGGUGUCGGUACCAAGGUUGAUCCAACACUUUGUAGAGCUGAUCGUCUUGUGGGUCAAGUUGUGGGUGCUAAGGGUCAUUUGCCUUCUAUCUAUGCGGACAUUGAAAUUAACUACUUCCUAUUGCGUCGUCUAUUAGGUGUCAAGACUGAUGGUCAAAAGCAAGCUAAGGUUAGAAAAUUAGAACCUAAUGAAGUGUUAAUGGUUAACAUUGGUUCUACUGCUACAGGUGCCCGUGUUAUUGCUGUGAAGGCCGAUAUGGCAAGAUUACAAUUGACUUCCCCUGCAUGUACAGAAGUUAAUGAAAAGAUUGCAUUGUCUAGACGUAUCGAAAAGCAUUGGCGUUUGAUUGGUUGGGCUACUAUCAAGAAGGGUACUACUCUUGAGCCAAUCGCUUAA